AACUCUUUUGUAUGUAGCAUACCUUGGUGAAAUAACAAUGCCAAUGUUCCUCAAUACGCAUAUGAUGGCUAUCACAGAUAUUAUGUAUUUUAAAUAUUUUUUGUUAAUACUUAUUCUGGUUUUCCUGUAUUGAGAUACAUAAUAAUAAUUGAUGAUACUUUAGGUAAUCAAGCCCAAAGCAGAUUCCAAUCAACAUUUGAGGUCCAUUUUCUUCUAUAAUUUCCACGUUUCCAGUCAGGUGCGACUAUGCGAAAAUGGACUAGCUCCUGACAGGGGAUGCUGGAGAUGAAAAUCAAUAAAUCUCUCUUGCAAGUCUUGGAACGCGUGGUCCUGAUAUUAACAACGAUGUAGUUUGUUGGCGAAAACUAAGGCGGCGUCUAUUGUUUUUUUCGUUGUUAAUCAUGAUUUAAACGGAUAUGGCAGUGAUAAUUGGUUGGCUUUAUUGUUUUUUGUGGUAUUCCAGCAUAUUAGCCGGAUAUGCAACCCUGUUUUGCCCAUUACUGCCGGUGCUAUUCAUUUCAAACAAACUAUAUAGACACAUAACUGAUGUGCUGUUUACUUAUUGGCAGUAUUAUCCUACGGCUUUAUUGGAGUUGAUGUGUGGAUGCAAUGUUCAAGUAACCGGGGAUCCAAUUCAAACAGGAGAAAUUUCAGUUUUGUUAAUGAAUCAUAGAACUAGAACUGACUGGAAUUUUUUUUGGCCAACUGUUUACCACUGUAUUAUUGGAAAGGGAAAACUAACACACUCUACGAAGUUUGUUUUGAAAGAUGUUAUUAGGCACAUUCCAGGACCAGGUUGGGUGAUGCAAUUGGCUUGCUUCGUAUAUAUAAAAAGGUGUUGGAUACUGGACAAAAAAAUACUGUUGAAAUACAUUGACUAUGUAUCUGAUCUGUCUUAUAAACAUAGCUUAUUAGUUUUUCCGGAAGGAACUGACUUCACCAGAGAAACAAAGAUAAGCAGCGACAAGUUUGCCGAAAGAAAUAAUAUUCAGAAAUACGACCAUGUUCUCCAUCCCAGAACAACUGGUUUUGUUUACCUUACACAACAGCUUCUUUUGAAAAACAGUUUGGACGCAGUCUACGACGUGACUUUGGUGUAUCCUGAUACCGUUCCACAAACUGAGAAACUUUUACUGAAAGGUCAAUUUCCAAAAGAAGUCAAAGUACAUUUCGUGAGGUAUCCCAAGACUAUUCUUCCUACCUCAGAAGAUGGUUUAAGGGAAUUUUUAGAGAAGAAGUGGUCAGAUAAAGAAAAAACACUUAAAGAGUACAGAGCCACUGGUCAUUUUCUCCACGGAAAGAUUCUGAAAACCAACAAACAGUGGGAACUAUACAUUGCUUUCAUUUUUUGGACAAUUCUACCUUACGUCAGCCUAUACUUAUUCUUUGUUGUUGGUUGGUUCAGGUGUAUAGUUUUGGUACACACUUUAUUUUUAGUAGGUUUGAAUGUGUUUUCAGAUGGUUUUCAAAAUUUUGAGAUUGCUCUCCACUAUUGGAAAAAGCGACUGAAAAAUGGGAACAUUCUAUGAACAAAUUGUCAAAAUAGGGUAAUUACAAAAAAAAAUAAAGAGAAUUGUGAAUACAUGUUAUGAAUUAAAUACAGACAUAUUAAUGGAAAGUUAA
Molecule: messenger RNA, 1623 nt
Organism: Leptinotarsa decemlineata (Colorado potato beetle)
Lineage: Eukaryota; Metazoa; Arthropoda; Insecta; Coleoptera; Chrysomelidae
Product: lysocardiolipin acyltransferase 1
Biological process (GO): phosphatidylinositol acyl-chain remodeling
Cellular component (GO): endomembrane system; endoplasmic reticulum
Molecular function (GO): acyltransferase activity
Source: RefSeq, a predicted model, not a curated record